AAAUGCUAUUUUUAUGGUUACAAUUUUGGUUAAAAUUCCACGUACGGGUUAUCUAAAAUAAUAAACGCCAAAAAUUUGUCUGUCUGUGUGUCGGCAUUAAAAGAGCAUUGAUUGAAGAAAUCUAAGAAAAAAAAAUGUCCCUGUAUGAUGGUUUAGAUAUUGAUAAGGAAGAUGGUGGUAGCUCUAAACCAGUUGUUGCUGGGUGGUCUUCCAACUACAAACUUCUCCAGUCACAACUUCAGGCCAAAAAAGCUUCCUCGUCACAAGGAAGAAAAAGCAGACAUGGGGGAGCAACCUUGGCUCCAGUAGUGGACCUCAAGAAAUCCAAUGAUUCUGAGCUCUACUUCAAUCAAAUCACAGGCAGAAUUGAGAGAUGUCCCAAUGUAUCGGCUAACAUAGGAAGCUCACCAUUCAUCCCCUCUGAACCUGUUCCAUCCCUUACUGGAGUGGCAGAUGAGUAUGACCCCCUCAGGCCUAAUGACUAUGAGGAUUUUGUUAAAAAGAGGAAGGAGCAGAGACAUAAAGAGAGGGAGGAAGACAUGAGGAAGCGAGACAUGGAUGAGGACCGUCACCCAAGGAGGCGCAGAGAUCGAGACAGAGAUCGUGAUCGUGACAGGGAUCGAGAUGACUAUGACAGGAGAGGAGGAGGUGGAGGAGGAGGAGGGGAGAUGGAGCGAGCACAGCGAAGGCGAGAUGAGGAAGAGGAAGAUGAUUAUGAGAAACCACGCAAGCCAGUUGGAGGAGCAGCUAUUGCCCCGCCCACAUCUUUAAUUGAAGAUAUUGUACCCGAUCAGUCAGGAUCUCCCAUAAUGCCCAACAGAUCAAACUCUCCACCUAUGGGGUACAGCAUCGGGUUAGGAGGGUCUGUAGCCUCUAAGAUUAUGGCCAAAUACGGCUACAAGGAGGGUCAAGGUCUCGGGAAAUUGGAACAGGGAAUGAGUACCGCGCUGUUUGUGGAGAAGACGAGCAAGAGAGGAGGGAAGAUCAUCCACGAGAAAGACCUGCCCAAACUGGAGCCACCAAAGGAAUUGAGCAUAUCAAAUACCAAUUUAAUGAAAAAUCCAUCAAAAGUCAUUCUAUUACGGAACAUGGUGGGACCAGGAGAGGUUGACAAGGACCUGGAGCCCGAGACAGCUGAGGAGUGCACUAAGUACGGAAAGGUCAUCAAAUGUGUCAUAUUUGAGAUUCCACAUGGUGAUGAUGAAGAGGCAGUUAGAAUUUUUGUGGAAUUCGAACGAGUAGAUUCAGCCAUUAAAGCUAUCAUUGACCUGAAUGGCAGAUACUUUGGAGGAAGAAUUGUGAAAGCGUGUUUUUAUAAUUUGGACAAAUUCAGAAGACUAGAUUUAGGGGGUGAAAUGGAUUCAUCAUGACGGCCAUGGAAGAGGAAGUUUUUUCAGCUGAUGUUUGUGCAUAAAUGUACAUCAAUUCUGUAUAUAUUUAUCAAUAAAAUGGCUCAAAGGUCACCUACUAAAACACCAAGAAAUUCUACACUGUACAGUGUAUAUAUGUACAUGUAUUAAAAUGUAAAAUAUAAAUGUACAGCAUCUAUAGUAUGCAGUAUACAUGAACAAAGAUGGACAGGAAGUGUAUGUAAUUCUUACAUAAGAAAUAGUGAAUUCAUAGUGUAUGAUGUGUGUGUAUGUUGAUCCAUUAGACGUACAAUGUAUGUGCAAAGCAUUUCGUUGUACAUGUAUUACAUGAAUUUGUAGCAUUUUGAUACAGCAGAAAUAAAAUUAUACCAGAAAUUUUCUUUUUUCAU
Molecule: messenger RNA, 1759 nt
Organism: Magallana angulata
Lineage: Eukaryota; Metazoa; Mollusca; Bivalvia; Ostreida; Ostreidae
Product: splicing factor 45-like
Exons: 13
Coding region: 135-1370 (411 amino acids)
Biological process (GO): mRNA cis splicing, via spliceosome; alternative mRNA splicing, via spliceosome
Cellular component (GO): precatalytic spliceosome
Molecular function (GO): RNA binding
Source: RefSeq, a predicted model, not a curated record